AUGAGUAAUUCCAAAAGUGGAUUAACAGCCGAUGGUCGUCGUCCUCACCCCUCUAUCACUACUUCCGCUUUCUCAUCUCUUCCAACUGUAAACACACCACCACCUGGCCACGGUACUACCCCACCAGGUCACGCAGUACCACUCGGUCACGAAUCUUUUAUUCCACGAGACCCAUCUAUGUCAAUUAUCGGCUCAUACGACUACGAUGUAUCUGAUUAUUACUAUCCCGAUCGAUCUUCUCGCGACCCGCGAUCUUCUCAACAACAAACUCCUACAUAUUCAUCGUCAAAAUCACGUGGUACACUUUCUCCAACUCCAAUUCCAAUUCCGAAAAGUUCUACGCGCCCUUCAUCUUCUUCAUCGCAAUCACGUGGAAUACUUCAUACUCAUAAUUUAUCAGCGCCAGACCCAAAAAUACAAAAUCCAAUGUUUCGGUCAGUUUCGCCGAAUUCUGCUAAUUAUGCGUAUCCGUCAAAUAACUCGAUGUCAUCACCUGAAUAUGAUUAUUUUUCGAGUUCAUCUUCACAUCCUAAUAACUCACCGCCAUCGCCGUAUAUUGUGCCUGAUCCACCUUUACCUAGUAGUCAUGAUAACAAUUCAACUUCAUAUAUUAAUCAACAUUCACAACAUUUAAAUUAUCAAAUACCAUCACAAAGCUUUUCUCAAGAAUUUCCGUCAUUUUCAAGACCAGAAUCAUUAGCAGAUCCUUUUAAUAUUCCUGCAGGUCAGAAUACAUCAAGAUCCUUUAAUACAACCUCAGAAACACCAAAUCAACAACAACGCUCACGUCAGCAACCGCCAUCAAUUCCACCUCCACAAAGCAAACAACAGCAUCAAAAUUUACAAUUUCCACCGACUCGACAAUCGUCUCAACGUUCUGUACAUUCUGUACAGAAUGUGUCAUUGUCGGCUUCGCCUCCUCCACAAUUACAUAAGGCUAGUUCUACUCCAGCCCUACACAAAAAAGCUAGUAGUGUAUCAUUUGAUUCUGAACCCACGACAGUAGAAGAAUAUGUCCAGAAAGCAAUAAAAUAUCAUGAAAAUGAUCAACUCGAAAAGUCCGCUCAUUAUCUUCGAAUUGCCGCUGAACAGGAAUCACCGGCUGCGAUGGUUCUUUACGGAAUAGCAUUAAGACAUGGCUGGGGCUGUAAAAAAGACGAAGCUUCAGCAUUUAGAUACCUUCAAAUGGCCGCAAAAUCUGCCGUAAAUGACCCCACGAAAAUGCAUCAAAGUGUGAACAUGUCGUCUGUAAAAGGUGAAAUGGUUCUUGCCAUAUAUGAGUUAGGCAUGUGUUUUAGGCAUGGAUGGGGUGUAGUGAAGAAUAAGUCUACGGCUGCUUAUUAUUUUGAAAUUGCGGCAAAUAUGGGAGAUCCUGAUGCACAGAAUGACAUUGCACUGUGUUAUUAUAAAGGCGAAGGUGUGAAAAAGGAUAUGAAACUUGCUGCAAAAUACUAUAGAAUGGCACAUGCACAAGGUCAAGGAACAAUGGGCAAUUCGUGGAUAUUUAAAUCCAAAUAUGACAAUCAUCGAUCUUUUCAUCAACCUGCAUCUUCUUAA
This is a messenger RNA of Ambispora gerdemannii, 1557 nucleotides long. Lineage: Eukaryota; Fungi; Glomeromycota; Glomeromycetes; Archaeosporales; Ambisporaceae. The record is from the annotation of a GenBank genome assembly.